GACCUGGGACUUGCUUGGCUACAGCUUAUCGUUGGCUCAACACUAUAGUCGCCGAAGUCAUAUUUGAAUGUAUUCGGGAAAGUCCAGUUCCCUCGAUUCAGCUUCUGGUGACAAUAUCUACACUGAAGAUUGAAAAUGGCCCAGCGUCGAAACUUCCUCUCACUGUGGCUUCUGCUGCUUUUUGACGUCUCUGGAAGUGCUGUCAAGUUUUCAAUAUUCAAGAAACCUCCAGAGGCUCAAGAAGGCGCCAUGAGGCUUUCCGGCUCUGAGAGACCCUGGGAGGGCCGCGUGGAGGUCUACCACAAUGACCGGUGGGGAACCGUGUGCGACGACGGUUGGGACAUGGCUGAGGCUCAAGUGGUGUGUCGCCAACUCAACUUCCCAGGAGCCAAAUCUGUCAUCGUUGGAAAGAACUACGGACAAGGGGGUAGGUACUUGGAGCACCAACUCCACCAAACUAGAUAUCAUCAUCUCACCACAGCGUCAGGUCCCAUUUGGCUGGAUGACGUCAAAUGUGACGGCACAGAGAUGAGUCUCUUUGCCUGUCGUACGGAGAACUGGGGAGUGACCGACUGCACACACAAAGAGGAUGUCGGCGUGAUUUGCGAACCACCAAACACGAACGUGACUGUCUGGAAUUUUACACACUACCUGGACCACAGCAUCAGCCUGUCGGAUGAUCUGGGCGCCCUACUCGACAGCGGGAGAGGUUGUGAUUUCCUGCUAGUCUUCGAGAGCGCCGCGGGGAACAAAGGCGACAACGACACCCUGGAGACCACCAUCUGCACGCACAAAGCCAUCCUCUCACUAUUCCGUGUCUUUAACAUGUCUGAGGGCAUCACGAUAAACGUCAGCCUGGCUUGCCAGCCUUAUGUCACCUCCUUCGUUAGAUACCUAUACACCCGCAAAAUGGACGUGACCGUCUCCUCGGCACAGUGCCUCCACCAGCUAGCAUCCGAAUUUAAGUUGAAGCGACUGAUGGGGGACAUAGGCCGUCUGUUCACACAGAUCCGACCAGACGAUUCCUCAUUUCAAACCCAGUUGUCUCUUCUUCAGUACGCCACACAAACUGAAGACAUCAUCCUGUGGGAGAACUGCAUGCAGUAUUUGGCCUGGAAUUUUCACAAGCUAACCCAGUCCCCGGCUUGGCUCAACCUCUCCUGGGAAGUCCUCGGGGAACUUCUGUCCCGUUCGGACCUGGUGGUGCCAGAUGAAUAUUUUGUGCUGCAGACCGUGGAGAGCCUGAUACAGGAGAAGGGUAACAGGUCUACGUCGGAAGCCCAGGUUAAGCUACUAAACAGUGUCCGCUUCCCGAUGAUCCCUGCGGAGAAAUUGUACGAGCUAGAGAUCAACUCCUCUCUGUACGACAUUCAUAAGAACGUGUAUCAGGAGAUGAUGUUGAAAGCGUUGCAGUUUAACGUGCUGCUCUUCAACAAGCUUGCUGCUCACCCGAAGUUCAGCAGAGAUGACCAUUACCAGCCCAGGAUCUACACCGCCGAGCCGUGGGGCGUGGUCAUUAAUGCUACGAAUAGUGCAGGAAAACCAAAUGUAGAGCGCGUUCGAAAUUCACACAGAAGAGGGAGUCCGUACUAUGAUAGGUACGGUAACUCCAUGCAUCGGUAUCACACACCAUAUGAAGAAACUUCAUCCGAAAGGUUCAGCACACGUCGCCACGGAAGCAUGCUCUUCAAGAACGACACCGUGGAUUGGGUGGCGAAUGUCUUCAAGACUCAAAGUGAGUGUUCUGACCAAUUGACAACUUGCGAAUCGGUCCCUGCGGCUAUGCUAGUUCAGCAAGGAUUCACCCGUCGGGAAGACAUCAUCUACCGGAACCGGCUCCUCGUCAUUUGUCAAGAUAAGUACGUGUGUCAGGUUCAGGAGUUCAAAAACAACAUGGCCUACGUUGCAGUCAACGGUACCAAAGUUCCGACCUACCCGUGUCCCAGUGAAAAGUACAUAUACCACUUUGUCGUGAGGCCAGAGUACAUCUAAGUACAUGGAUGUUUCGCUCUCUCUCCCACCCAUUAGAAACGAUUUCCCAUCACUUUAACUCAAUAAAUAAAUGGCAUUGA
Phyllopteryx taeniolatus (common seadragon) is the source of this 2072-nucleotide messenger RNA. RefSeq names its product galectin-3-binding protein A-like. NCBI's taxonomy places the organism in Eukaryota, Metazoa, Chordata, Actinopteri, Syngnathiformes, Syngnathidae. The coding region runs from base 136 to 1992 and encodes 618 amino acids. The transcript is spliced from 6 exons. The record is from RefSeq and is a predicted model, not a curated record. Gene Ontology annotation, cellular component: membrane.